This is a messenger RNA of Staurois parvus, 834 nucleotides long. The record is from the annotation of a GenBank genome assembly. Lineage: Eukaryota; Metazoa; Chordata; Amphibia; Anura; Ranidae.
AUUCUGGACAGACUGCAAGAAAACAUCAUGGGAACACAUCUCUUGCAAGUCUGAGUCCCUCUCCAUGUACCUUUUAAUAUGUCCCCUCUACUCCUCCUUUUCAUAUUACUUUCCUGCAUUCCCAAAAUCUCACUUCUUUACCCGUCUGCUCCACCCCAAAACUUGUACAUCUCACCCUCACUGCUACCAUCUCCCUACUACUGCUCUCAUCACCUCCUGCUGAUACUUCACUCUCCUGCUGGCCAAAACACCAGGACUGGAAGGCAUGUACACUCGUGUAUAUCCCACUCCCAUCUUACUUUCCUCACCCUUCUUUUCCUAACCUCUGAGGAUAGCUCCCCAAACCCUGGUCCUCCAGUAUUUCACCCCCACACCAGGCAUCCUCUUUCUUCCGGGAAUAGCCGCAAUCCCCUCAAUUUAACAUCGGUCCCCGUGCUCCCAAAAACCACCCUCGCUUUUUCAUGUGUGCUUUGGAAUGCCCGCUCUGUCUGUAAUAAGCUCAAAGAAACUUGGCUCCAAGCAGCAGAUUCUGCUUCUCCCGCAGCACUUUCCUAUGGAGUCCUCAUCUGGACCCACUCACCCAAACCCAGUGGUCGGAAAGGUGAUGGGGUUGGUUUCCUUCUAUCUCCACUGAGCACCUUUCAAGUCCUCCCUAACCCUCCCUCUCUUUCCUUCUCUUCUUUCGAGACUCACUGCAUCCGGCUGUUUUCUCCCAUUUCUCUGAGGAUUGCAGUGAUCUAUUGGCCUCCUGGACCGGUGUCCCGCUUUCUUGAUGAUUUCUCCACCUGGCUACCCUACUUUCUCUCCUCUGAACUACCCACUAUCAUUCUCGGA